AUGAGUAGCGAAAAGAUUCUAGUUGCUCAAGAGUUGAAUCCGAGUCAAAGUCCAGGCUCAAUUCCCAUUGGAUACAGCGCCGAAGAAGAAAACUCAAGGGUGAACAUGGUUGAUAGAGAUGAGAAUGAGCUUGAACUAGGAACAUCAGAGCACGAGGAACUUGGCAGUGAAGAUGAAUCCAACGUACAUUCGGAUCCAGACAUUGAACAUGAAGUUAUUGAGGUGUCCAAUGAAUCUCCACAAAAAUCAAAUGUCUUCUUGGGAAGGACUUCGGGAGCGGAAGACCAUAAUGAUGUGGUUGAAUUGCGAGAGUCGAAUACUAACAAUGAAAUACUAUCUCAUGAUCAAUACGUGGAAGUCAUAGAUUUAGAUAGUGAAGAGGAAAUUGAGAAUUUGGAAGAGGAAGAGGGGAAUGAGCAAGUGGGAAAAAUGGACAAUGAAAAUGAUGAACAUGAUUAUGAAAACGAAAUAGAAGAGAUGGAGAACAUGGAUGAAGCAGAGGAGGGGGGUCCUGGUAAAGAGUAUGAAGAGGAAGAAGUCUACGAGCAGGUGGACACCAAUUCUUCGGGAAAUGAAGAUGAAGAAAAGCGUGAACAUAUUUAUGAAGAACAUAAAGAAGAUAACGAACUCUCAGAUAGCGAAGUUGAAGACCUCGAUUUACAAAACGAAGAAAUGAAUCUACAGACGGAUUCAAAUAUGAUACGUGAGCAUGCAACGAGCAAAUCACUGUCAAACUUUUCAGAAUUCCCUAUUUUCAUAAAUAUUCGUGGGGAUGAGUUCUUGCUCGUCCCAUUCUUUAAUGAUUGCAACUAUGAUCUAGAGGACACUAUAUCUCUUUUCACGCUUGAUGAAGUGGUGAACUGCACUUUAUCAGAGUUUUUUAAGUUGCUUAGAGGGAAUGGAGACUUGAUCGAUGCCUAUGAUUUCAAUAAAGAGGAUGAGCUAUGUCUCAGGAUCCCCGAAUUAUCGUUACUCGUAACUGAGGACAAUGUACAUACCGGAGAUUUAAAAUUGAAAGAUCUAAUGGAUACUUACUUUUCAUUGAUCAGUCGUGACAAGAAGGACGACAAAGAUACUCCGGAUAAAAUGACUAUAUUGGUGAGCAUGCAGCCCAGGUUCAUAACUAACUACAAGAGAAUACUCGAUGCUGCAAUUAGCGGGAAGCGUUAUUGUGAUUUGUUCGAUCCCGUGGGUGUCUCUGAAGAAAGCAAUGGCAAUCCGAAGAAGAGAAAAAGAUUGCUGCUGUAA
Clavispora lusitaniae ATCC 42720 is the source of this 1248-nucleotide messenger RNA. RefSeq names its product RMR1 family protein. The record is from RefSeq and is a predicted model, not a curated record. Lineage: Eukaryota; Fungi; Ascomycota; Pichiomycetes; Serinales; Metschnikowiaceae.